ACCAUUGCUGCAGAAGGUUGUGUUUAUUGUGGACAUGAAAUAAUGUAUUUUAUUAACAGUCAGUACAUGCUUUUCGAUUAAAAGAGGAAUUGUGGACGUUGCGGAAUGGAAAAGUAUAGUUUUUCGUUUUCGGCACCAUGCAUUUUAGCUUGUAUUUGUAUUUUGAUUCCUUCUGUCCAUGGGGAUUUGAGCUACACAUUCCCAGAAGAAACGAAGCUACAAUAUGUGAUCGGAAAUGUAGCAAAGGAUAUUGGUCUUGAUGUGAAACGAUUAUCUGCUCGUAAAGCUCGAAUAGAGACGGAAGGCAGCGCUAAACGGUAUUGCGACAUUAAUCUGAAUAGUGGAAAUCUGGUCGUGGCGGAAACAAUAGAUCGAGAGAAGCUUUGUGGGUCGAAAAUUUCGUGCAUUCUUAAUUUCGAGCUUGUGUUGGAAAAUCCUCUUGAUGUGCAUCGCAUUUCACUGCAGAUUCAGGAUGUAAACGACAACGCGCCGAGAUUUCCUAACGAUCGGAUUACAUUUAAUAUGAUGGAAUCAACCGACAAAGGAGAGCGUUUCCGUUUGGAUGAAGCUCACGAUUCUGAUAUUGGCCAAAAUUCUGUUCAAGAGUAUUCGCUGGAAAGAAAUAAUCAUUUUGUUUUGUCGGUUAAAGAAAACACGGAGGGAGGAAAAUACGCUGAACUGGUUAUGGAAAAAGAGCUGGAUCGUGAACUGACGAAGGAAAUAGAUUUAAUAUUUACUGCGACUGAUGGAGGCACACCACAGAGGUCUGGUACUGCAGUUAUCCACAUCAAUGUGCUCGAUGCUAAUGACAAUACCCCGGUUUUUAGUCAGUCUGUGUAUAAGGUUACUCUGGCUGAAAACGCAGCGCUGGGUGCAGAAGUAGUUACAGUGAUCGCCACAGACGCCGAUGAGGGGGUAAACGGGGAAGUCAGUUAUGAAUUUAGUCGAAUAUCUGACACAGCUGAAAAGUUAUUCUCGAUUGAUAGGAUAACUGGUCGAAUUACAGUGAACGGAAACAUCGAUUAUGAAGAGGAAACUACAUAUGAAAUGAGAGUCCAGGCAAAAGAUGGUUCUGGUUUAACAUCCACUGCAAAAAUUAUUAUAGACAUCACUGAUGUAAAUGACAACUCUCCAAGAAUUAUUCUUAAAUCACUGAAUGAUCCAAUUCCUGAAAAUAGUAUUGUAGGCACUGAAGUGGCCAUCAUUAAUAUUCAGGAUAAUGAUUCAAUUGAUAAUCGAAAAGUCAGAUGCUCCAUUCAUGAAAAUGUUCCUUUUAAAUUAAACCCAUCCAUUAAAAACUACUUUUCUUUGGUAACCACCAGCUUGUUAGACAGAGAGAAAGAAUCAGAUUAUAACAUAACAAUCAUUGCUACGGAUGGAGGAUCUCCACCUUUAUCAACAUCAAUGACCAUUCAUUUAACCAUAUCUGAUGUGAAUGACAAUCCUCCUGUAUUUAAACAGCAAUCCUACACUGCAUAUGUAAUGGAAAAUAACAAACCAGGAACCUCUGUUAGUUCUGUUACUGCAGGAGACCCAGACUGGAGGCAGAACGGUACAGUAAUGUAUUCCCUGGUGCCCAGUGAGAUAAACGGUCUUCCUGCAUCCUCAUUUUUAUCUGUUAACUCAGACACAGGAGUGAUCCAGGCUGUGAGGUCAUUUGACUAUGAAAAGUUCAGAAACUUUAAAGUCCAGGUUGUAGCCAGAGACAAUGGUUCUCCUCCACUCAGCAGCAAUGUGACUGUGAGUGUGUUCAUAUCAGAUGAGAAUGAUAACUCUCCACAGAUAUUAUACCCUGCUCCAGAGGGAAAGUCUUUAAUGACUGAGAUGGUCCCUAAAGCUGCUCUCUCUGGCUCUCUGGUCUCCAAAGUCAUUGCUGUGGAUGCUGACUCUGGACAGAACGCGUGGCUGUCAUAUCAGAUCGUCAAAUCUACUGAUCCAGGACUUUUCAAUAUUGGUCUCCAUAGUGGAGAGAUCAGGGCUCAGAGGGACAUUACUGAAUCUGACAGCAUGAAACAGAACCUUGUGAUCUCAGUGAAAGAUAAUGGACAGCCGCCUCUCUCUGCUACCUGUUCUGUAUAUUUACUUAUUUCUGACAAUCUUGCUGAAGUUCCAGAGCUUAAAGACAUGACUUAUGAGGAGAGCAAUUCCAAAUUGACUUUUUAUCUGAUCAUUGCGCUAGUUUCCGUCUCCACCUUCUUUCUGACUUUCAUUAUUCUGAUCCUGGCUGUGAGGUUUUGCCACAGGAGAAAGCCCAGACUGUUGUUUGAUGGAGCAGUGGCCAUUCCCAGUGCGUAUCUCCCUCCCAACUAUGCAGAGGUGGAGGGAGCUGGAACUCUCCGUAGUUCUUACAAUUAUGACACGUAUCUAACAACAGGAUCACGUACCAGUGACUUCAAGUUCAUCACGUCUUACAAUGACAGCACUCUUACUGCUGGUGGAACUCUGAAGAAGGUACAAAAUGAGACUUUAGCUGCAAGCCUGAUUACGCUUAAUAAUAUAGGAGAGGCAGAUGAGGUAAGAAUUCUUGCCUUUCCUUUGUUUGGUGACUUUGUAAUAUAAUUCCAUUGGAUGUUC
Molecule: messenger RNA, 2574 nt
Organism: Hemibagrus wyckioides
Lineage: Eukaryota; Metazoa; Chordata; Actinopteri; Siluriformes; Bagridae
Product: protocadherin beta-16-like
Exons: 1
Coding region: 106-2559 (817 amino acids)
Biological process (GO): homophilic cell-cell adhesion
Cellular component (GO): plasma membrane
Molecular function (GO): calcium ion binding
Source: RefSeq, a predicted model, not a curated record